Tachyglossus aculeatus (Australian echidna) is the source of this 1290-nucleotide messenger RNA. It is a transcript of the gene SLC24A5, whose product is annotated as solute carrier family 24 member 5. Gene Ontology annotation, molecular function: calcium, potassium:sodium antiporter activity; calcium channel activity. Lineage: Eukaryota; Metazoa; Chordata; Mammalia; Monotremata; Tachyglossidae. Gene Ontology annotation, cellular component: membrane. Bases 16 to 1275 code for a protein of 419 amino acids. The record is from RefSeq and is a predicted model, not a curated record. Gene Ontology annotation, biological process: calcium ion transmembrane transport; intracellular calcium ion homeostasis; melanocyte differentiation. The transcript is spliced from 8 exons.
CUGCUGGUCCUGUACAUGCUCCUGGCCGUGUCCGUGGUCUGUGACAGCUACUUCCUCCCCUCCCUGGAAGCCAUCAGCAACUACCUCGGACUGAGCCCGGACGUGGCCGGGGCGACGUUCAUGGCCGCUGGCAGUUCGGCCCCGGAGCUGGUCACCGCCUUCCUCGGCGUGUUUGUCACCAAAGGCGACAUCGGCGUCAGCACCAUCCUGGGCUCGGCCAUCUACAACCUGUUAGGCAUCUGCGCGGCCUGUGGGCUCCUGUGCGGUGUGGCUUCGCGAUUGGCAUGGUGGUCGCUGGGCAGAGACUGCGUGGCCUAUGCCAUCAGCGUCGCAGCUGUCAUCGGCAUCAUCUUCGACAAUGAGGUUUUCUGGUACGAGGGAGUCUUGCUGCUGGCAAUGUACGGAUUAUACAUUUCAGCACUGUGCUUUGACAUUAAGAUUAAUCAAUGCAUUAUGAAGCGAUUUCACCUCUGCUGCAUCAGGGCCGGGGAGGAGAGGCCCGAGCAGCAGCCGCUGGUAGAUGGGGAGGAUAGUGAGGGACCUCUCGUUCGCCGACAGUCCAGAGCCGACAGUGGAGUCUUUCAGGAGGACUCUUACUCUCAGUUUUCUGUCAGUUUGCCCCACCUUCAUGAAGUUUCAGAAGAUCCCCCAAGUGUCUUCUCUGUGCCAGAGACUGACUGGAAGCGGGCCCUGUGGGUUCUGUCACUCCCCAUCAUCACCCUCCUGUUCCUGACCACCCCAGACUGCAGAAGGAAGUUUUGGAAAAAGUGUUUCAUGCUGACGUUUGUCAUGUCUGCGGCCUGGAUCUCGGCGUUCACGUAUAUCCUGGUCUGGAUGGUCACCGUAACUGGGGAGACCCUGGGAGUGCCGGACACAGUGAUGGGACUGACGCUGCUCGCGGCAGGGACCAGCAUUCCUGACACCGUGGCCAGCGUUCUGGUGGCCCGGCAAGGGAAAGGAAACAUGGCUCUGGCGAACAUCGUGGGCUCCAACGUGUUUGACGUGCUGUGUCUGGGGCUGCCGUGGUUCAUCCAGACCGCGUUCGUCCUUCCGGGGGCACCCGUCCAGGUGAACAGCAGUGGGCUGACCUACACGGCCUUGGCCCUGCUGCUGUCCGUGGCCCUCCUGCUCCUGGCCGUCCACUUGAAUGGCUGGAGGCUGGACCGGAAGCUGGGCGGGGUUUGCCUGGGGUUGUACGUGGCAUUCGCUACAUUAGCCGUCCUGCACGAGCUGGGGGUCAUUGGAGACAGCGGGGCCCGGGGCUGCGGACCCUGAGAGCCCUGUUGGGCC